This is a messenger RNA of Amoebophrya sp. A120, 7158 nucleotides long. The record is from the annotation of a GenBank genome assembly. Lineage: Eukaryota; Dinophyceae; Syndiniales; Amoebophryaceae.
AACAUCGUGAAGAACACCGUGCUGGCGUUCAAACAAACGAUUUGCGGGAUCGACCUGCUCCGGACGCCCACCAAGGGCACCGUCGUGGUGGACGUCAACGGCUUGAGCUUCGUCAAGAAGAGGCCCGGCUACUUUCGUGAUUGCGCCUUUGUGCUCUCGCAGAUGCUGCGCCGGAUCGCGACCCAGAAGAAGUACCGAGAGGAGUACUUCUUCAGCUUGCAACAGCUCGACAGAAGAACUACAAGGAGGGACGGCCAUGACAAUCCUGAUGUUUAUCUUGCAGAUGAACAAGAAACUACCGCAGGAGCGCGGCCAUCUCCGUUUAGUGCUAGAAAAUCAUCAAGUAGUAAAAGUUAUCCCGAGGUGAACACCGACUUCGAUUUCUUUUCCAAGGAGUCGGUUCAAAUGCAGCAUGAGAUCCAGAUUCCGAAAACGCUGCACUUUCACGAAGCGAGCUCCUUUCUGAACCUGCAGGCCGACGAGUUUGUGCAGCGGACGAAAAAUGCGAUGAAGAACUACAGUCCCACUGUUGAGGUUCCGUCGACCGGAGAGUUGUCAUCUUCGGAGGAAACAACAACGGAGAAGAAGAGUGCAGUUGCCCAGCACAAUAACAUGGGCGAAGAACGUGGACGACGAGGUGCAGAGGACCAAAUCGAGGACACCACCUCCAGCACAUUUAUGACGGCGAAAAGUCGCGUAGACGUGAAGAAGUCAAUUUGGAACACUCAGCCCGAGGACCCCCCAGAGGUAGAGGACCAGAUUGUCGCGAUUCUCGGGUGUCUUCGGGCCGCGGAGUCGACGCCGCGGGAGAAGUUGAAGGCUUUCGUCUACAGUCAAAGACUCCUAGAACAGUUUUUCGCGAAUGUUUCUGGUGUGGUGGACCACGCGGCGAGUAGUAGUAGUCAACACCGGCAACUGCCAGGGUCCGGCGCAUCAGAGGAAAACACGGCGAGAGAGCAGGUCAGCUGCCAGGGUCCGUCUUCACCAGCUGCCACGUCCGUCGACACAAGAGAACCUGGAGGUGUAAAGACAAUGGGGCCUCAGUCUCCAUCCUCUGCUGCGCAGAGUGAUCUACAGGAAGGACAGCCACCAAACGGGUCCGGAGAGCAGAAGAACAAUAAACAUCACCCACCAGCAGCAGCAGAGCAAAGUAGGAAACCGACCGAACGACCGGAGGAUGUCACGUUGCAGAACCGAGCCGAAUUCGAGCAGGUUCUGAAGAUUUUGCAGGAAAUACUGGAGCAAGACCGGGCUCUGCGGUCCGCUGGAUCCUCUCAGACUUCAGCCAGACUCGAAUCGAACUACCUGGCGGGGAACUUACUUAAAAAUGGCGAAUCGGGCGGGGUUUUGAACAUGCAGACGGAAUCGGAAACAGAGGUGGAGCCAUCAAACCAGCAACACUCUCCAAUGGGGGGCGAUAUUAAAGCAGCUGGGCAGGAGCAGCAGCAAGAAGACGAAUCAGCGACGGCUGGGCGAGGAGAAGGGGCUUCUUCUACUUUUUCUUCUGUUGUGAGAAAAAGCUACAAGUUGCUCUCGAAAGAUCGGAAGCACCUGGAGCAGAUCGUGAAGCUGCUGCAGGAGAAUUAUUUUCCGACGCGCCGCUUCUCCGCCGAGAAUCUGAACCUGAAGAUCAAACUGAAGCUGCACGACCUGGAGGAGAAGAAAAUUCUGAUCGUCCUGAAGUCGGGCGGGCAGCUGACCGAGCACGGCGAGCAGCAGGCGACGCUGCUCGGGAAGAAGAUGCGGACGGAAUCCUACAAGGGCGAGGACAUUCACGUGCUGCAAACGCAGUACAGACACCAGUUUGACUUGAAGAUCACCGAUACCCUGCGUAAGAACAUCCCCACGCGAUUGUCGAGUUGGUAAAAAAUAUGCAGCGCAAAUCUCGAAAUUUUGGGAGUGGUGCAUGACAAGUUUGCAUCGGGCCCAGUUGGGUGCUGGUUACAUGAAAGGAGAGCGGCAUGAACACAAAGACGCCUGCUUGUCCUAACUCCCAGAACACGACUACAAACUCUUCUCAUGCGGAUCAUGCGCAUUACAGACACAGAUCUACGUAGAUGCAAAUCUGCAUGGCAACUAUGGUCGGGUGGAGACUUGUUUACUCAGGAUAACCCACGACGGCUGUCAGCUUUCCACCGCAGCGGUGUUUACCAAGUCUCUGCUCAACGUGUGUGGCAGCAUUGCGCAAACCGCCGUUGCCUACGUGCGGAGCAUCGGAAUGGGGCCUUCAUCCUCUGCACCCGCGGAUCGUCAGGGGGGCAGAAUACUAGGCGCGCCGAUGUCCUCCUCGUCCUCCUCCGCAGCCACAUCCGCUGUCGCUGUGGCCAGCAAAAAUGUAACCGAGCGGCGAACGAGCUCUGCGGGGUCGGAGAUCCUGGGAGAUCUACUGCGAGGUGGAUCUUCCACAACAACAGCUGCUGUUGAAGAUAGUGCUGCUAUGCGAACCAGGAAAACAGCAAGCACGGGGGGCGAUAUCAGUUCCUAUGUGGGCGGAGGUGGAGCAGCUGCUUCCUCCAUUACGGGUGCGUCGAUCUUGAAGUCCUGUCGGGCGAGGCUUUACGAAGUCAUGAACAGCACGGAAACGGACGUCGAGAGGGUCGCGCAGGUUUUCGCACUGAAUGUGGUCAACGGCACGAAUACUUCUAAAGUGCCUAGUGGUGAUGUUGUCACCGGUGCACUACCAGAUCGACCUCUUCCGGAAGGCUCCACCUCUUCGCCUAGUUCAUCAUCUACCGUGCUGGUUGCUCCUGUGAACGAGGAACUUAAGGAAACGAUUCGGGACCUGAUGAAGGAGUUUGGAAGCAUGUAAAGAAUUACUUAAAAGCAGGCAGCUCUUUCGAGCUAUAAUAUGUGGUGGAAUUGAAAAAAUGAAAAUCUUUUUUGUUUUUUCCUGUACUUUUUCGCUCUUUUUAUCGUGUUUCAGGACUUUAUUAAGUACUUCCCACAGAAGUGAUCCGCAUCCUACGGGAGUGUCUUGCGCCGGUUUUAGGAUUUUGGGUGAAGAUUCGACGGGGUUUAGCAUGCCUCGCAUACUGUGAGUACUUCUAUUACCUUUAAUAUUUAAGAAGAAACAAUAACAAAACGACGACGCAUGUUGAUGAACAACGAACCAAAAUUCUAUAUCUAUUUCCUACAGGCGCGGGGCCCUUCUCCGAGUCGCCGAGCUUUUGCAGCAGGUGCUAGUGACGGCAAAGGAAGACGGGCUCUUGCUGGACGCUGCGACCUCAGUUGCGUCGACGGCUGCGGCCAGUCCGCGGACUAUGGAAGAGCAAAAUCUGAUCAAGCGCUGGGUCACUAUGGCCGAAAAGUUGCAACGGCUGAAGACCACGAGUAAUAUGCAGAAAAAUGACAGCUUCAACACCGUUUCGCACGCAAAGGAGAAGGUGAACAUGCAAGAAUGUGGCCCGCAUCGGGACAGCACGGCUGCGGGAGGAAGCGCACCGCUGGUGGACGAUCCUCCAGGUAGAAGUCCACCUCGAGGACCUCGCGAGGCAGGAAAACAGCCUGUUAUAGAAGCGAGUGCAACUGGAACUGGUGGAACAACAGCAACUUCCAGCGGUCCCCCGUCGAACCCAACAAGUUAUAGCCGGUCCUCCACGGUGCUGAACGAGACGGUUGCGCUGUUCCCGACGUUGCAUUGGAUGCUCGAGUAUGACUACGGGAAGAAUCCAGGACUUUUGGAGAAACUGUUGCGCGGGAAAAACCAAGCGACCGAGCUGCAGCGCCUCGUGCGUUCGAAACUCGCGAAAAUCUUGAUUCCGCAGGAGUUUGGGUUGACGCGGAGCGAGAAGGUGGUCAUUGCCGCGCAGCUGCUGAAGCCGUACUUAGAAGAGUUUCUGAAAAAGCUCGACUCGUUCUUCGUCUCCCGCAGAAAUCGGACCGGGUCCACGCUGAGCACGGCAAGCACGAGCGUGAGCACGACCACGAGCUCCACGGCGGCCCACCUCGGAGCUGUCGUUGCGGAACAAGCCCCGCUGCAGUGGACUUCUGCUACAGCGGGAACUUCUACAACAAGACGAACACGAACUACAGGGUCUGAUUAUAUCGAUCAUGAUUCUACUGAUAUUCCUCGUUCUGAUGGUCCUCCUGGGUUUCAUCUUGACAAAGCUGGGAACAAGAUCUACAACAAGGAGCGGACGAGCAGCCUGCUUUCUUCUAAGAUGAGUCUGUCGCCGCUCCCUGAGCACCGGCGGUUGGUGGAGGUAGCAGCUGCUUUAUCCACCGAAGAAGAAGAUGAGACUUUAAAAGAAGAGACGCGGGCCGAAGUAGUUGUAGCUGCAGGUGCAGCUGCUGCCCAGUUUUCGGACGAGGAUCCGUCAAACAGUGCGACGGAGGUGGAGGACGAUGGUGCAGACGUCGAUUUAAUACCCGCAGAAGUAGUGACUUGCGGAAGUGGUCUCACGAGCGCAAAUAUCCGGGAGGAGUCCUCUCCGACAUCAGCACACGACAAGAUUUCAAACACGCAAUCAAAUGGUGACGGCAAAGAUUCCAAUGUAUCUCCGGAAGUACAACUAGUAGAAGCUGCAUCUUCAAACGAAGCAAUGAGCAAAGCAUGGCCCCUUCGAAGCAGCAGUACACGACAAACACCGCUCAAGUUUGCCGCAGCAAGAACGUCAAGUGAAAAUGCGGAGGAAAGCAAAAAUGCGACUUACUACAAUUUUCCGCCAGUCGUAGAAGUUGAAGUACCGUCAACGGACCGGUCCGUAGAGAAUCUAGCUAGUGCCUCUACUGCUCCUGCAACAGUAGAAGCAGGCAUCAUGCAAAGUCACGACCCGGCCACAGGUGCGCCACCAGCAGUCAAAAAGCAACCUCCAGAGCCGCGGAUGCAGAAGCGGCUGAAUUUGCUGAAGCACGGUCCGCCGGCACUGUAUGAGGUGGACGCUUUGAAAAUGCAGAGCGAUCGGCUCGAGCAAUACAGCAACAGUAAGUUGUUAUCUUCCUACAACCAGCAGAUGACUGGAAUGUCUGGCUCUUUCAGUAGUGCAACGGCUUCCAGUAACAUGCACGACCCUGCUGGUGCGCCGUUGUCCCUGGUGAACAACCGGCAAACGUCACUCUACUUCACCAGGAAGUCGGUGCUCCUUUCCUGGCUGCAUCUAUUCCUCCACCUCGAGGAGCCGAACCUGCUGGGCGGGAUCGCCGACGUGAAAACACGAAAAUUCGUCGAGUCGCACCUGCACUGCCUGGGCCCGCUAGCCUACGUUUUGAUCAAGAUCACACAGAGUGGGAAGGUGCUCGUUGAGUUUUCGCCGGGCUUCGACUUCGAGUUUCCACAGCACAGCGACGGGAGCAGUACUAGUCGUGCAGGCGACUUUCACUUGUUUUCAUCAGCGACGACAGCCUCAGUUGGGCAGGCAGUUGUCGGGAGUACAGAUGAAGGCUGUAUUUUUGUUGACGAAGGUCGACGUGAUAGUCCAACCAGUUCCACUGCAACAUCAAGUCAUAAAUUGGUCCUUCUCAAUUCCACGCUGCCUCAUUUCGUUGCGUGGCUCAGGCGUGCCUGUAAACUGUCGACGAUGUCAAUUUAGAAGGCGACUACUUUCGACCAGAACGACGAGAACGGACCAGUCGAAAAGUCUUCUCUCCGAUAAAAAAGUACGGCGCGCUUGAGUUCGGGGUAAAACUUUCAUGUCAAUAAAUAAACCAAAACGAAACUACUUUAUCAAAGGGACACGAGUUUCAUCGCAUCCAUUUUACUGUGUACAAUUUGUUUGAAGUUGCUUUUUCUUUUACCUCGAUUUUCACUUUACCAGUACUUUCAGUUCGCGAAGUUUUUUUUUCAAGCGUGGGAGGACCUUUUUCGUCCUCGAGAGAACGCAUAGAUUUUCAAAGGCAAGAAUGGCAGAGAGGAGUAGAAAACUACCCCACCUCGCGUCGGAGGCAGAAGUAAGAGCAUGCUUGUUUCAUCGAUCCACCGAACCACUAAACAAAGUUCUUGCAACAUUCCUGAAUGAUUUCUAUCCGACCCGAAAUUUCAACUAGUUGUAGUCUUUAAAUCCAUCACCUGUCCAUUUUUCUCGUGUGUACCAAGCAAAGCAGCACUAUACCGUAGAUUUUGUCAGCUUUGAGUUUUCUCGCAGAUUGUUGUCUCAGUUACAACUUCAGUCAGAGUGCGUCGCAAAAGCUGCAACAAGGCCUACAGGUAUGGCUUUGCCGCUCCCUGCUUUUUUUUCACGCUCCUUUUGCUACAGUACAGUACAAGAACACUUCACAUACUACAAAGCCUCUUACACGGUUCGAAAUCGGAUUCGGAAGAUAUUUGAAGGAAUGAGAAAAACGGAAGAGUGGAGACGAAGCAUAGCGCUUGAUGACUGUAGACGCGUGGUGCUGCCCUCAGUGUAGUUGCAAUCACUUUCUGUUUCCUUUUAUGUGUGACAUUGCCUCUAUCUGCCUCGUGUGCAGUCGUGUGGUGCCUUUUUACCUGUUUAUUGCAAAUAAUUUUACAAGAGGAAAGGAGUCUGAUGCCUUUUUUGCGAGCCUGUUCGUGCUCUUCUUCUGUCAAUACUCAUGGCUAUCAGCGAGAAGAAGUUGGCACUUAAUUAGAUAGACGAAUUCUGACAAGUCAAUAAAAUAAAAGAAACUGAAUUGCAAUGGAAUACACACCGAUACAAUUAUGCUUCCUUUAGGUAAAUUUAUGCACUCAAGAACUGGCACUACUUACCGUAACAAAAUUUCGAAUCCAGAAGCAAGUCUUUGCGCAAAAAUUCUCGAAGCAAACGCAUCAACAAGAGGCGACCGAUCGGAAGCGAGUGGCUCUUUGUUUUUUUGGUAGGUAUCUGAUAGACGGUACAAAUAGCAAUAUUGUCUUCCUGCCGAUUUUUGCAUUCACUUUCUGUUUCUGCGUUUUUUUUUUAAUGGAGUAGCUCGCUGUAUUCCAAUGCAAGAUUGUGUAUCGCGCUCAUUGUUGUUGUUGUUCUUCGAGAAAAAUUUAGGUUCUCAUGAUUUCCUUGAUAGAUGCAAUGAAAAAGCCAAUCAAUUUUCGUAUGUCAACCGCAGCGAUUUGCGUAGCAUUUUUCGUGUUACUGUUUGUUUUCGGUCAACCGGAGCAGGCAACAAAUUGCAAACCCUGGAGGUGGUGAGUUGGGCUCUGUUUGCCUUUUUUUUGUUCGCAAGACCCUCCCUGCGUUACUCUGCUCCAGCACAGCAACUAUCAUGUUG